CUUAUUAAAUAGAUGCGGUUCUGAAAACUACAAUUCUUAGAAUUAUGUUCUGAAUGUUUCACUUCAAGCAACAUCUGAAUGCUUGCACGCUACGUGCCGCAACAUGCUGUCCUGUGCAUGUGAACAGUUGCAGAUUGGGAUCGAACUUUAUAAACUCCAAAACUGCAGCUCAACUGUGGCAGAGUGUGACUCCUCAUGACCAGAAACCACACACGGGUGGAAAGCGGUUAAUUAGACGAGCAGUAAAGGACUUAAACUUCGGCAGGCCAGUGGGCACGGGCAAAUUGGGCAUCCAAUGGCCGGGACUGAAUGCCCCUGUGAAGAUUGCCCACUACAAUGAGAAGAUGCAAAAGGCAUACGAAGGAGGCUCAGACGAAGUUCCCCUUCCUGGUUCGCAUGGCCUGACCAAGUCCUGGAUGCAAUCCGAAAGUGCUGCACGCAAGCUUGUCUUCUCGAAACGAGCUAUAAAUGCAGACGAAUUAUCUGAAACUUCAAGGUCCGAUCAAUCACCACCAAGAAACAGAAAUGAUGCUGGAGAUCAAAAAGGCUACCGAGGUUUCGUGAAAACUGGAGCUGGUCGAAAUUCAAGAGAGUUUUCAACGUUAUGCAGUUCUAAAAGGGACAUUGACUUUGUUAACAUCGUGAAUGUAAUAUACUCGAAGCGAGAGUUUUCAACAUUAUGCAGCUCGAGCGGGAACCUGAACUUAAUUAAUGAUGUGAACAUAACUGAUUUGAGGAGUUUUUCAAGUCAAGGGGGUUCAAAUACCGGAGUUAGUGGAGGUGGCGUUCGUUCGCCAGCUAGUCGCUUCAAUACAGUUCGUAUUGAUCAAGCUUUAGGAUCUAUUAAAACCAUGAGAGAAAAGCAAGCGGAAAAAUUCGACGCUGCUGAAAAACGAAUUAAAAAGAGAAGUUAUAAUGCGCCUUUGAGUAUUAGAGGCUGGACCUCGAAAUCUCUUGGAGGAUUGUCAGUUGGAGCUCCUUCGCCAAAGGGUGUCGUGGAUUAUGAAGGUUUCCAGACGAAGAUCUUGGAGGUCAAAAGAGUCUGUACGAUGAAAGGGAGGUUUGGAAGAGUGUACAAGAAAUGGGUUCUUGUUGCGUGUGGAAAUCAAAAUGGUCUGAUUGGAUAUGCGUUUGCAAGAGCCGAUCAACUGACACAAGCGGUGCGUAUUGCGAAGAACAAUGCAUCCAAGAAGUUGAUCUUCGUAGAGAGACACAACAAUAAUACAAUAUACACUGACUCAACAGUUGAUAUGGACAGGACCACUGUUCAUAUGAGGAGAGUGAUGCCAGGACAUGGACUCAGGUGUUCGCGUGUGAUCCGUGAGAUUUGCCUGCUAGCCGGCAUCUCCGAUCUGAGAGCCAAGAUAGAGGGACCAAAUAACACCCUGAAAGUAGUCAUGGCAACAUUCGAGAUACUAGCCAACCAGAAGCCCUAUCAGGAACAGGCGGAUGAGAAGAAACUUAAUGUUGUCAAGUUUAGAGAAGACGCGCCUUUUUAUCCCAUUCUUCUGGCCUCACCUCAAGACGGACAAACGAGACCAGGUAGCAACUUACCAGCAGAGGGUGAACUGACUUAUGACGAAUUAGAUCAAACGAUCUACGCAUUCGAACACAGACUAGACAAAAAAGAAAAAGUGAAGAGGUUCUACGGAAUCGAACCCUCUUUCUCGCCUUUCCGAAGACCAGGAAAGUUGUAUGUGCCUGAGCUUAGAAAGGCAAGCAGAACUAUUCUGGACAAACUGUAAUGAACUUAUUUGUGAUUUGUGAAUUCAUGUCUGUUUAAAAUACCUUUUUCCUCAAAA
This is a messenger RNA of Symsagittifera roscoffensis, 1802 nucleotides long. RefSeq lists its product as uncharacterized. Gene Ontology annotation, cellular component: ribosome. The transcript is spliced from 8 exons. The record is from RefSeq and is a predicted model, not a curated record. Gene Ontology annotation, biological process: translation. Gene Ontology annotation, molecular function: RNA binding; structural constituent of ribosome. Bases 54 to 1745 code for a protein of 563 amino acids. Lineage: Eukaryota; Metazoa; Xenacoelomorpha; Acoela; Convolutidae.